CAUGAAAUGCUCAAAUCACACACUUUAGUCAUUGGAACUUGGAGAUUAUGAUUAUAUAGCAUAUUAUGAUAUGAAUACAUUUUUGUUUUAAAAUUCCCAAAUUAUCAAACGAUUAAAAAAAAAAAAAAAUUAAAUACAAUGAAUACGUUUUUAGUGUUUUCGUCACUUAUAGUUAUCUUGGGAGGAGCAUGUUUUCAGAGCAUUAAUGCAAAUGGUCAGUUUUGUAUUGAAACUAAAAAUUUCACUGGCCAAUGGUAUGCAGUUAUGGCAACUGGAUGCUCAGAUGGCAAAGACUGUAAUAUUUUCACAUAUAACGAAGUCCCAUGCAAUUGUAUAUCAGCAUACUUUAGUCCUCUUCUGAAGGACAGUAGCUGGUUAGUGUACAUGAAUGCGAUCAACAACCAAUCUCUUACAUUAACAGUAGAUAUGGGGGGUGCGUCGGUGACGGCAGACGAUAAAACCAUUCAAGGUUUUAUUUUAAGUCGAGCUACAAUGCCAUUGAGCGUAGUGUCAGCAUCGGAAUGCUCAAUUACUAAAAAAGUUGUUGGACAUAAAUUUAAUUUAAGGUUUAGAAUGACCAUUAUCGGCUCUAAUGUCGAGCACAGAUAUAUGAUCACCACAAUGUCCGAAAUUGAUAAAAACAAUCAAGACAAGGGCAAACCGUUAACAGUUAUUUGGUGUCGUGUAAGAACGCCUGGUAAAAAUACUAUCUGGCGCCAAAUAGUAUUGCACUUUAAAAAUCUUGGAUUAGAUAUCCACAAAUUAAAGUUCAUUAACCAGAUAGGUUGUCGAUAUCCAACGCAAAAACAAUACAACGAAAUGUUUUUCUGCUAGUAAUCAAAACUAUUCGAUAUUGUAAAUUUAUUUAAAGUAUAGUAAAUCACAAAAUAUAAUAUAUAUGUAUYAUUGUACCUACU
Molecule: messenger RNA, 917 nt
Organism: Diuraphis noxia (Russian wheat aphid)
Lineage: Eukaryota; Metazoa; Arthropoda; Insecta; Hemiptera; Aphididae
Source: RefSeq, a predicted model, not a curated record